AUGAUACAAAAUUUACAGACAGAAAGCGCUCGCGUAGGCCUACAAAUGAACCUGCAGAAAACUAAACUGAUGACCAAUUCUACAAAACCAACAAUAAAGAUAGGAAACGAAAAGCUUGAAUAUGUAGACACCUAUAUCUACCUUGGAAAACAAGUAUCAUUUCACCAGAAUAAUAACAUAAAAGAAAUAAUUAGAAGAAUAAAUAUUUCAUGGAAAAAGUACUGGGCUCACAAGGAAAUAAUGAAAGGAGACCUGCCGCUUUCUACGAAAAAGAAAAUAAUGAAUAGUUGCAUCCUUCCCUGCCUAACGUAUGGUUCGCAAACAUGGACAUAUACAAAACAGGCGAAAGAAAAAAUCAGAAAAUGUCAAGCAGCUAUGGAACGAUCCAUCCUGGGACUCCGAAGGAGAGAUAAAGUACGCCACACCAAGAUAAGAGAGAGAACAAAACAAAUUGAUUUCUUAAGCCAAUCGAUGAAAUCGAAAUGGAAAUGGGCAGGACAUCUAGCUAGAGUAGAGGACGCUCGGUGGACGGAAAUUUGGAAUAGGGCAACGGAACCCAAGGGGCCAGCAGCUGGCCGACUUCAUGGAGAAAGAGGGACUCUAUAUGAUGAACUCUUUCUUCCAGAAGCGGCUCCACAGGAAGUGGACCUGGUCGAGCCCCGACGGUUCGACAAAAAAUGA
Messenger RNA from Parnassius mnemosyne (clouded apollo), 681 nucleotides. The record is from the annotation of a GenBank genome assembly. Lineage: Eukaryota; Metazoa; Arthropoda; Insecta; Lepidoptera; Papilionidae.